AAUAUUUUUUUCCUUAUUUAAAACAAUUCAAAUUUCUGAAUGAAUUUUUUUUUUAGGUUGCCGUUAUAGUUACUUACCAAAAUUGUUAUCAUUUAACCGAAAAAUUUGAUUUAAUGCCAUCGGAAACAAUUUCUUUUGAUCCAAAUAUUUAUAACAAUUUUAUAAUUGAAGAUUUUAAUAACGUUCAGGAAGGGGAAAUUAUAGUUUCACAAAAUAACGUGUCCAAUAACAAUAACAAUAAUAAUAAUAAUAAUAGUAAUAACGGUAAUGCUACAUUAACCGUUCGACUUGCGACAAUAAAAAAUUCUGAUUCUUUUACAAAAUCAGAAUUCCGAGAUUCUAAUUUUAAUUUACAAAUAUUACGAAAAUCAUUUCCAAAUUCAAAUACAUUAUCAUGGCUGGGGUAUUUGACGAUACCACCAAAAUGUAUAUCAGCUCGAUUAGAAUUAUCAUUACCAAAUACACAAAAUACACCAAAUACAAAUUCAAUUUUAAAAAUUGAUUCAAAAACAUUUAACAUAAAAUUAAAUCAAGAUUUAAAUUCUCCAAUUCAAUUAAUAACUUCUAAAGGUGAUAUUAUUUUUAAUAAUACUUUAUUUACGAAUCAAUUAUCAAUAACGACUAAUAAUGGAAAUAUUGAUGGAAAUUUAAAUACGAGAAAUGGAUUAAAUAUUAUUACCGAUACUGGUUCCGUUAAAUUAAAUUUAACUUUAAAUGAUAAUAAUUUAUUGAAUGAUAUUAAUAGACAAUCUAAUAAUAAUAUUAAAAUUAAAGCACCAAAAGGAGAAAUUAUUAAUCUUGGUAUAAAUAUUCAAGAAGGAAUCAAAAGUCCCAAUAUUGAUAUAAAUUCUGAUAGUUCUAACGUCUCGAUCAAAUUUAAUGGUACAUUUAAUGGACAAUACGAUAUAAAUUCUUCGAAUGGAAAUGUUAAAAUUGAAAAAGGUCUUGAUAUUCUUAAUCAAAAAAGUGAUAAUAUAGGUAAUUUUAAUGAUUUGAUAUUAAUUGGUAAGAUAAAUAUUAAAUCAAAUCGUGGUAAUAUAGACGUGAAAUUUUAACGAUGGGCGUUAGUCAUAGUUUAUAUUUCAAAAUUUUCUUUAAAUAUUUCUUUUGUAUAUUUUUUUUUCUUUUUUUUUUUUGGACGAUUUUAUUUUUUUUUCAUUGUAUUUUUUUAUUGUUCCUUUACAUUGUAUAAUAAUGUAACAAAUGUAUCAUAUUAAAACCUACAAAACUAUUGUACGUAUUAUACGUGCGUAAAAAAUCAUUAUAAUAAACCUAACCUUAAUUUUUAAUAA
Rhizophagus irregularis DAOM 181602=DAOM 197198 is the source of this 1292-nucleotide messenger RNA. RefSeq lists its product as uncharacterized. Lineage: Eukaryota; Fungi; Glomeromycota; Glomeromycetes; Glomerales; Glomeraceae. The record is from RefSeq and is a predicted model, not a curated record.